Molecule: messenger RNA, 866 nt
Organism: Strongylus vulgaris
Lineage: Eukaryota; Metazoa; Nematoda; Chromadorea; Rhabditida; Strongylidae
Source: the annotation of a GenBank genome assembly
AUGAGCUAUGUGGAUGGAACUGCAGAAAUCGAUGCUGUGACAAAGUUGCUUGGUGUCAAAUCCACUCGCCUUAACGAAGCACUUACUCAGCCAAGCAUUAAAGUAGGAGAAAAUGUAAUAAGGAAGAAUCAAAAUAUGCAAAAGACAGUCUACUCUGCAGCAGCGCUAGCUAAAGUACUGUAUGAACGCGUAUUUCGAUGGCUUCUGGAAAAAUGCAACGAGGCGAUCAGUGAGAACACAAAAAUGAUCACCGAAUCGAUCUACAACCGUUUCAUUGGAGUUCUCGAUAUCGCCGGUUUUGAAAUCGUUCAGAAUAACUCUUUCGAGCAGUUAUGCAUAAACUAUACCAAUGAGAAAUUGCAAGCCUUUUUCAAUCACUUUAUGUUCGUUCGGGAACAAAGCGAAUACCUGGAGGAAGGAAUACGUUGGAUUCAAACUGAUUAUGCGCUUGAUCUGAAACCAACGAUUGAUAUUAUCGAGAAGCCGCUGGGAUUACUAUCGCUAUUGGAAGAGGAAUGUGUGGUACCAAAUGGGUCUGAUCAUUCUUUGCUCCAGAAGCUUUGCACAAAUUUGGCGAAGUAUCCCGAGUUCAAGAAGGCUAAACAUUCACAAAGGUGCCAAACUGUAAGACAUUUCACCAUCAAACACUACGCGGGUAGCGUUGAUUACAACAUCGACUCAUGGGUAGAGAAGAACCGGGAUGUUGUCGAAAAUGCCGUGUUAGAAGUGAUGGGCGACUCAACGAAAUCGCUUGUAAAGAAGCUUUUUCCACCAGGUAACAACUUUGCUAAAAACAACGAAAUAAAUCACUUUCACGGUCUCUUGCCGCACUAUUUACGAGUGUUACCUAUCAGAGCUCAUUAAUC